This is a messenger RNA of Brassica oleracea var. oleracea, 628 nucleotides long. RefSeq lists its product as uncharacterized. The transcript has a single exon. NCBI's taxonomy places the organism in Eukaryota, Viridiplantae, Streptophyta, Magnoliopsida, Brassicales, Brassicaceae. Bases 186 to 503 code for a protein of 105 amino acids. The record is from RefSeq and is a predicted model, not a curated record.
GUAAAUCACAAGUAUGAAUAUUGCUUCCCUCUCUCUCUCUUACAUAUCUAUCUCUUGUCUCUCUAUCUUUCUCCUGGUUAGCAAAAAAAAAAGUCGCAGAUCUUGCUUACUUGCCUAUCUCUCUCUCUUUCAUUUAAUUUCUAUCUCUUGUUGUUUGGUUAGCAAACAAAACUCACAGAUCUUUGAUGGAGUUCCGAGAGAAGCUAUUAAAGUUCAAGUUCCACAUCAUCUUCGCCUUCGUGUUCUCUCUCCUCACCGUCGCUCUCGUCACUUACUCUCCAGGUUUCCUCACCGUUUUAUCUUACUUCUGGCCUCUAUUUCUCUCGACCGCUCUAUUUCUCGCCGCCGUUUUCUUCUUCGCCCGGACCUCCGACCUUCCGACGUCGUCUACCAUCUCCAGCGAUGGCUCUGGCGUAAAGUUAGCGGCAGAGGGGAUCCUUGACUAUGUGGUCGGCGGACAAGAGGAAGAAACUCUCCUUGAUAGCUUCACUAAACUCGACUAGUAUGAGAUAUCUCUCUGUUUUAAGUAUUUUCUUUAGUUUAUGAUUAAUAAUAAUAGAGGAUGUUUAUAAAUGUAAUAGUAGUGAACGUGGAAUAAAAAUAAAUCUUGCUUUAUGCUGUUUUGUGA